Molecule: messenger RNA, 405 nt
Organism: Nannizzia gypsea CBS 118893
Lineage: Eukaryota; Fungi; Ascomycota; Eurotiomycetes; Onygenales; Arthrodermataceae
Exons: 1
Coding region: 1-405 (134 amino acids)
Source: RefSeq, a predicted model, not a curated record
AUGGCACCCACUACUCCGCUCAUGGUAGCUAUAUCCGACAACCCAGGCAUCAAGCACUGGAGUCUAUUUAUCGACACCGAGCAAAAACCAGACAAAACAAUCAUUCAUCUCCUUGGUGCUCGCCAGCGGUAUUUCCGGGAUGUCAGAAUCCGCUCUGAUGCACGAGAGUCGACUUCUCUCGUUGAACUUUGUCCACUUUUUGAAAUCGAAACAGCUAAGAUUGAGGCUGUUAAAAAUAUUGCUUGGGAAACCCCGGUUCGCAACGAGGAAUCAGACUAUAGCUGUCAGGAUUUCAUUCUUGAUGUGUUGGGGAGACUGGAAGCGGCGAAAAUUGUAGAUGCAGGAGAUGCCGAUUAUCAGAGGAACAAAGGUGUCGUGAGGUCAAAACGAGAGGCGUGGCAGUAG